AGGCAGCUUUGCACCCAGCUGGCCCUGAAUGCCCUACGCUCAUUGCAGCAGGAGUCCUCGAGGGAUUUCUCCUUGGCAUGUGCCGCCUAUGCGAGUCUGGAAGAGGUUUAUGGCAUGGACAUGUCGGACAUUGACCUAAUGGUUCACUUUCAGGAGGAGCCACUGCUGCUGAUCCCAUCCAUGGCCGAGGCAAAGCCAAAAGUCUUGAAGAAGAAGAACUGGCGACGAAGUGUGGAUUGCAUGUGGUAUGACGUUCCGCGUGCUGAUGAAGUUGGCUGCGCCUCACUGGAGGGCCUUCUGCCGGGUCAUCUGGAGGAUUUCUGCAUCGAAGUCCUUGGUGUUCCAGCCCUACAAGCGGAUGAGGUGGCGGCAAGAUUGGACAUCCUGCGACGUACGCAGUCACAAAUCGACGAAAGGA
This is a messenger RNA of Cladocopium goreaui, 418 nucleotides long. Lineage: Eukaryota; Dinophyceae; Suessiales; Symbiodiniaceae. The record is from the annotation of a GenBank genome assembly.